Messenger RNA from Alexandromys fortis (reed vole), 9483 nucleotides. Its product is annotated as vigilin-like. The transcript has a single exon. The coding region runs from base 6222 to 8249 and encodes 675 amino acids. Gene Ontology annotation, molecular function: RNA binding. Lineage: Eukaryota; Metazoa; Chordata; Mammalia; Rodentia; Cricetidae. The record is from RefSeq and is a predicted model, not a curated record.
AGAUAGGGUUCCUUUGUGGCUUUGGAGCCUGUCCUGGCACUAGCUCUGUAGACCAGGCUGGUCUCAAACUCACAGAGAUCCGCCUGCCUCUGCCUCCCGAGUGUUGGGAUUAAAGGUGUGCGCCAUCAUCGCCCAACUGUAACGAAUAUCUUGGCCAUGUCUUUGAGCAAUGAUGGAUGAGUGCAGAUAACUUAACGGAAGGAAUUAGGUCAUGAGGCUGAAGAGCUUCCAAAAGCUGUCCUAGGGAAGAGGACGGGGGAAGUGUUUUUGAAGUCUUAGCACCCAUGGCUAGAACAGUGAAAAUAUCCACAAAAGGCACCCAGAAGAUGCCACGAACACUGGAAAACUCUGGACACAGGUGUCCGAGUGAGCAGAGGGCAGUGUUAAUAGCAGCCUUACUGAACCGACCCUAGCCUCUGACGGGAGACAAAGUCCUGGGCAGGGGGACACAGUCAGGCCGGAAGGCCGCCCAUUGCAGCCGAGGUGCUCAAACCGUAAUGAGCCCCUACGUAAAGAGGACAGAAAAAGUUCAGAAAGAAGAGGUGAGAACUCGAAGCUCUGAGCUUCCAGGCACAGGUAAAAACAGGUCUAGCUGAGGGUGGAAGGCCGAGGCGGGGGGUUAGCACCCAUACCCAGGACAUGCCAGAGAAAGCUGGGAGCUCAACCGGACAAUCUCCACAAUCUCCUGGUGAGAGGGCACGGUAAGCCAACCCAGAUGAACUCACAAACUAGCCGCUGUUGAUGUCAGAGGGCCAUGUUCAGAUAAGUGGAACAUGUGGGGGCGGUUGCAGGUCAUCUGUCCUGACCUUGUCCCAGGAGGAGCCAAAAAUGGGAGCCACGGCCUCAGGUGAAAAUACCAGGAUGAAAAGCUCUCACAAGCACACAGCACCAACUGUUAUUCUUUUUGUUCUGCAGGGUUGGAAAGUAAACAUGAGGCGCACGGCGGUCCCACGUGGGUAAACUUUAAUGGGGGGGGUAAUGACAGGUGAGGGACGGGGGUGAAGAGAUGAAAAGGGGCGAGUUAUGGUGUUCCCUGUUUUUAAGGGGUAUCUAGGUGCGUCUGGGAAAAAAUAUCCUGCACAUGCAUGGCUUUUUGUUGUGGGAAUUGUAGUUUGGUGGGGUGCUGUAUCCUCUGCCACUUCUGGGAAUUGUAGUCCAGUGAUCCUUCUGUGCAUGUGCGAACUUUUCGUCUCCAAAAGGAACAACAUUGUGGAGUACAGAUUUUUGAAUUAUGACCUAAUGAUUCUAUGUAUUUCUUUGGUGUCUGUUUCUAUGUGUCCUUUUACUUUUCUGAAUUUGUUAAUUUGAAUUUUAUCUAUAUGUCUUUUAUUUAGUUUGGAUAAGGGUUAUCUAUCUUCUUUAUUUUCUUAAGAAUCCAUCUCUUCGGGCGGUGGUGGCACAUGCCUUUAAUCCCAGCACAAACCUGGAGGCAGAGGCAGGCAGAUCUCUGUGAGUUCGAGACCAGCCUGGUCUACAAGAGCUAGUUCCAGGACAGGCUCCAAAACCACAGAGAAACCCUGUCUCGAAAAACAAAACAAAACAAAACAAAAAAAGAAUCCAUCUCUUUGUUUCAUUGAUUCUUUGUAUUGUUCUCUUUGUCUAUUUUUUUUUAUUCCAAACCACACUUUGAUUACUCCCUGCGAUCUAAUACUCUUAGCUAUGUUUGCUUCUUUUGUGUCUAGAGCUUUCAGGUGUGCUGUUAAGCUGCUAGUAUGAGAUCUCUCCAAUUUCUUUAUGCUAACUCUUAGUGCUAUAAAUACUUUCCUCUUGGCAUUGCUUUCAAUUAUGUCCCAUAAGUUUGAAAAUGUGCAUUAAUGUUCAUUAAAUUCUAGGAAGUCUUUAAUUUCUUUAUUUCUGCCUUUGCACAGUAGUCAUUCAGAACAGAGUUGUUCAGGUUUCAUUAGUUUGUAGUAAUCUGUGGUGGUCUGAUAGGAUGCAGUUUUUUUUUUUUCAAAUUUCUUAUUUCAGUUGAGAUUUGCUUUGUCACUGAAUAUGUGGUCACAGUUGAACACUACUCCAUGAGGUGCCGAGAAGAAAGUAUAUUCUUUUGUUUUUGAGUAAAAUGUUCUGUAGUUGUCUGUUAUGUCCAUUUGUUUCAAAACAUCUGUUAGCUCCAGAAUAUCUCAGUUGUGUUUUUGUCCAGAUGAUCUGUUCUUUGGUUAAAGUGGGAUGUAGAAGUCUUUAACUAUCAAUGUGUGAGAGUCAAGUGUGAUUUAAGUUUCAGCUGUGUUUCCUUUAAAAACAUGGGUGACUUUGCAUUAUGAGCAUAGAUGCUAAGAAUUGAAAAAUUAUCUUGUUUGAUUUUUCCUUUGAUGAGCAUGAACUGUCCUCCAUCUCUUUUGAUUACCUUUGAUUUGAUAUCUAUUUUGUUUGGUAUGAUAAUGGAUACUCCUGCUUUUUUCUUAGGUCCAUGUCCUUGGAAAAUCUUUUCCCAAACUUUUCCUCUGAAGUAAUAUUUAUCUUUGAUGCCGAUUUGUAUUAUUCAUAUAGAGCAGAAGGAUGGAUCCUGUUUUCACAUCUAGUGUGUGUAUUUGUGUAUUUUUAUUGGGGAAUUGAGUCCAUUGAUAAUGAGAGACAUUAAUGGCCAAUUAUUGCUGCUUCCUGUUACUAUGUUGUUGGUGGUGAUGGUGGAAGUGUGUGUGUGUGUUUCCCCUUUUAGGGUUUUAUUGGUAUGAGGUUAUUUAUUGUCUGUAUUUUUUUGGAUGUCGUUAACCUCCUUGGUUUGAGUUUUCAUUUUAUUACCCUCUGUAGGAAUAAAUUUAUGUAUAUUGUUCUAAAUUUAUUUUUUUACGGACUAUCUUCUUUUCUACUUCUAUAGUAACUAAGUUUUGUUGGGUAUAGGAAAAUGGGCUGGUGUCUAUGUUCUCUUAGAAUCUUUAGAACAACUGUCCACCUUCAGGUGUUUAAAAUAUCCAUUGAAAUGUUGGUUAUAUACUUCUAAUAUGUCUUCCUUUAUAUAUUACUUGGCAUUUUCCUUUGCAGAUUUUAAUAUUUUCUUUGGUCUGUAUGUUUUGAUUAUUAUAUGGUGAGGGGACUUUCUUUUCUUGUCAAUUCUCUUUGUUGUUCUGUAAGUUUUUUAGACCUUUAAAAGCCUGUCCUUUAGGUCAGAUUUUCUUUUUCCAAAAAAGUUUCUUAAAAUAAUUUUCUGGGCCUUUGAUCUGAUAUUAUUCUCGUUUUUUUCAGUUCCAAAGUGGCUGUACAAGUUUUUACUCCACCAGCAAUAAAAGAAUAUUCUCUCUUUUCCACAUAAUUGCUGGCAUGAGCUGUUACUUGUGGUUUUUAUCUUAGCAAUCUGACACCUAUAAGAUUAGCUGGAGUAGGGAGAAGUGGGGGAAUGGGGUAAAUACACUGGUCAUGUAUGAAAUUAUCUAUAGGUAUAGUAAUUUAUACUUAUGUCCAUUUCUGAUAUAGUUGAUGUAGCAGCACUUUAGUAAGUGAUCAGUAGUAUGCUUUUUUUAAAUUUUGCUACUCAUAAUACUUAAGAUAGUAAGUGUAAGUACAUAAACUAUAAGUUAUGUUUAAUAAGUGAUAAAAUUAUAUGAGUUAUUUAAUAAUAGUAUUUUAAAAUUUGUUUCAGCUAAAAUAGCUAUAUAAUAACAAUAAUUAAGACAUUUCUUUAGAUACAUGCAUAUAAAACAUGUUUCUAUGAAAGAGAAUGUAUAGAUGCUAUUGUUCUUUUAAAGCGGGUGGGUGUGUAGACGAACACAGGAUGGACAAGACACGCGCAAAAGGAGUAGACAGACAUGCGGCUCCCAUGUGGGUGCACUUUAAUGGGGGGGGGACAUGAUAAGGGACAGGUGUGCAAGAUACACAAGGGUAAAGGGCAAGAAAGAGCGAGACCUCAUAGAAACUCGCUUUUUAACAGGAAGCGCGAGGGUAUCUGGGAGAAAUGACCCACACCUGUGCGCGCCCGCGUGUGCAGGUAUCCGUAAUCCGGGAGGAGUCUGGGAGCUGUAGUUUCCAAAAGGAACAACAGAUGCUACCUUAAAAGUUAAAAAAAAAAAAAAAAAGAGAGAGAGAUGUCAAAUGGAAAAAGAAAGCUAAUAGAGUAGUAUAUAUCUAUUUGGACUACAAGUCAAAUACAUGAGACAAAGACCAAGCAAGAGAUGAACUAGUUUAACAACAGCAUAGUGAAUUAGAAGAAAGUUGAGAGAGAAGGUACAACAUUUUGGUCAGUACUUGUUAUUACUGUGAUGGAAAUGGAUGAAUGAAAUAAAAAAAUAAUGGUAAUAAGUAUUUGGUCAGCUUUAGAAAAAUAAUUUUGCAUUUAUAAAAUUCAAAUAUAGUUCAAACUGGAUUGUGAUAGUAAAUGCCAUUAAUUUCAGCACUUCUGGGAUCAUAUCCCAGAAGCAUAUGGAUCUUUGUGAGUUUGAGACGAGCCUAGUGAGUUCAAGAGUAUCCAAAGCUAUUACAGAGAGAAAGCCUAUCUUGAAAAAAGUAAAAUAAAAUAAAAUACAGUUAAAAACAAUAAAAUCUGGAUAUUAAUAAUUGAAAAUACAGAAUAAGUUUCAAAGAAUCCUGAGGUAUUCAUUUGAUGAUACUCUGGUCACUUGUGGAAGCUAAGAGAUAGCAUUGAACAUUUAGGAGUGGUUUGUGGUUAUUUCAGUCAUAUUCUGAGUUAUGAGUCUAAAUAACAUUAUAUAGGAAAAGAAUACUAUGGAAGGAAAGAGUUCAAAGAAGCAAGCAUUAAUAACAAUAUGUAGAAUUCCAUUAGAAGAGGUGGACACAAGGAAGAAUGUGAGUCAGAACAAUCUUUAAUGUUGCUAUAAACAGAAAUGGGGUAUUUUUUUCAGAAUUAAAAGAGGAAUAAAGCAUUGUAUCUCAAAAAAUGAAGAUUUAAAACAGGACUUAAACAAGUAAUUGAGGCUUAUCCACUGUGCAGACCAUAUAAUUUUACUAUUAUGAAACUACCAGAGUAGGCAAGAUAUAUUUAUAAUUUCAUUGUAUAUGGUGGGAUAAAUGUAAUUUUCCUGUAUAUGAGCAUGGGAAACUCAUGUAGGUGAUGGAAACCUUCUGCAGAUGAAUUAAGACAUUUCUUAAUAACUCUAAAUUUGUUAAAAUCCCAUAAAUUGAAAACAUGGAAGGUGUUAAUUUUUCUACUUUCAUAUUAAUUACAUAUUAUUUAUGCAUAAUUGGUUUUAUUGCAAUUAUUCAUAAAUAUAAAUGUUAUUUUAUUAUAUUUUCCUUGUUACACUCUUCACUCUUAUCUUCUCCUAUUUUUCCAAUAUCCCAUUUCCCAAUUAGCCCCCAUAAUUUUUCAAUGGUUUAUUGUCAGGGGCAGUAGGCCCCAACAUAGAAGUUAUUUUUUUCCUAAUUUAACCGGUAAGGAGGUGCAAGAAAUAACCAGACACAGUUUACACAGUCAUCACGAAAUGGCAUCUCAGGCUUCAUCCAUCCUGAAGAUCUACCUGUGUUUAUUAUACAAAACACCUUUUAUCCCCCAGGUAAAGGAAGGUGGAAGCUCAUUAAUAUUCUCUUUCUGGGCAAAGGAGGGGGUGGUGCUAGGGUGCUAGGGAAACACCUGCAACUUAGUCACCAGCUUUAACAAACAACUCUCCCCAGGCAAUCUACAUUUUUAACAAAGGAGAAAGGAGCAAUACAUCCUGGCCUUUGUUAGGCAGCUGUCUUACUUGUUUGGCAGGGUUGCAUCUGCCUAGUGGCCAGUGAGCCUGCCUAUAAAUUAUUUUAUAUGAAAUAUGGGCCCACAAUUUAUUUAUAUAAAGAUCCAGGCAGUUAUUUUCAAUUGUAAGUUAUAAAUUUUAAAAAUUGUUACUGAAAAUAAAAAAAAUCAUUAGUAAAUGCAGUAUUUUUAGAGACUUAGAUAACUGUAUUUUUGCAAUAAUAUUUUGUAAAUAAGAGCUUAUACAAGUAAAAAAAACGAGUCUGAAACAAUGAGGUUUGUUUAUGAAUGUCAUAAGAAUUCUUAAAUGAGUAACAUUUUUUGAAAAUAUUGUGAAUGUUUCUAUACAGUCCUAAAAAUCUGAGUUUACCUUGUGCUCAUAUAAGGACAGAUAAAUAGGUGAAAUUCAAAUUCACUCAUUAAAUGAAUGAAUAAAAUAAUCAUUUUAUUGUCUUUAUCCUAUUGAUUACUUUUGAAAUAAAUUGUUUCUUUAAAUAUUUAUUCUUUUCAUACAGUAAUAUGAUAAAACAUAACUACAAGAAGUUUUUAUGUCUUGGAGCUGCUGCAACACAUCUGAAUUGCAAGUACUUGAAAAUCAACAAUGACUUCUAAAAGACAAUACAUUGUAUAUCCAAAUAGGUCUUUCCAAAGGGAAAACCAUGUUGCCAACCUAAAUUUAAGGGGGAGGGUUAACUUUCCAUCAUCAAGUUGCAACUCAGAGAAUAGCAUCACUUUCAGAAACCCAGAAAACCGUAAAGUAACUCGAAACUGGAUUAUCUCUAUGCAUAAAAAUGCAGCCAAAGUGUCUGAAGUUGAAAUUUCAAUUCCUCAUAGUCUACACAAAUCCCUUACUGAUUCUAAAGAGCUGUUGAUUAGUUCAAUCAUGGAAGAAUGUGGUAAAGUCCAUAUUCAUUUUCCAAGUACCAAAUUGGGCCUUCAAAAAGUCAUUAUUAGAGGCCCUGCAGAAAAUGUUGAAAAGGCUAAGAAAAAAUUUCUGCAACUUGCAGAAGAGCAAACCAAGAAUUACUCUGUGGUUGUCCCUGUAAAGUCAAAGUAUCAUCAAUUUCUUAUGAGUGAAAAUGGUAUCAAUCUUCAUAAAAUAUGUGAGAAGACAGGAACACGUAUAAUUUUCCCUACCUUUAAGAACAAGAAUCAAGAAUCAGUAACAAUCAUAGGGACAGAAGAGGCUGUUAAAGAUGUGCAAAGAGAGGUAGAGGUUUUACUGAAAGAUCUGGAGAAUGUGGUAGAAGAUAGCAUACUAAUAAAUCCCAAAUUCCACAAUUACUUUGUCAUGCAAAGGGGACAGCUUUUACAAAAAAUAAUUAAGGAAUAUGGUGGAGUUUUUAUUAACUUUUCAUAUGCAGGAAAAGAGAGUACAAAAGUCACAAUAAAAGGAGCAAAGGCUUGUGUUGAAGCAGCGAAGAAACAUAUUCAAGAGAUAUUUAAGCCUUUGGGUUCCCAAGUCACAACACGGUGUGUUGUUCCCCCCAAAUUCCAUCCUUUUAUCAUGGGACCUAUAUGCUCUAGAAUUCAGCAAAUUACAAGAGAUUUUAAAGUUCAAAUCAAGAUUCCAGAUGCAGAAAAACCAACUACAAAUACACAUCUAGAGCUUCAAGAUACUGGAAAAGAAAAGGAGGAAAAGAACACUAAAGGGCCUACUUCAACUUCUCCAAAAAAGAGUGACACUAUUUCAGGAAAAGCUGAAAACUGCAAAACAGCCACCCAAGCUCUGGAAUCUCUUGUUCCUGUCACUGCUGAAGUCCAAGUACCUUUUCACCUACAUCCAUACAUAAUUGGGCACAAAGGAAGUGGUUUACGCAAGCUAAUAAAGGAAUUUGAAGUUCAUAUUCAGGUAGCACAACCCGGAGGAAAUUUUCAUAUCAUAUCCAUUACAGGCAUGGAAGCAAAUGUAGAACAAGCCAAGAUGAAGUUGCAAAAACAAGUAAAAGCUUUACAAAUGGAAACAGAUGACCAGACAUUACGAAAUUUUAGGCAAACAUUCAGUUUAGAUCCCAAAUAUCAUUCCAAGAUCUUUGGUAAUAACAGUAUGCUUAUUUCCCAGAUUUGCACAGAAUAUGAUGUUACUGUUCAUCAUGCAAAGAAAGGAAGUGAUCCAAUACAAGAUCAAAUUACCAUUUCAGGUUCUAAAGACAACAUCCUAGGAGUGCGAGAUGCAAUAAUGAAAAUGCUGCGUAAAAUUGAAAAAACAGUUUCUAAGGAAAUCCCACUGAACCAUCAUGUUUGUGCCAAUAUUAUUGGAUUUGGUGGAAAAUCCAUCCAUAAAAUCAUGGAACAAUUCCAAGUAGAUAUCCGUGUACCUUCAAAAGCAACCCGUACUAACUCCAGCAUCAUUGUGAGUGGAUCAUCUUGUAAUGUACAAGACGCAAUUAACUAUAUCUUGACUCUUGAGAAGCAUUUCCUGUCUGUUAGAAAGUAUGAACCUCCACUGGAGCAUGUUAAGCAUGGUGGUACUGGUCACAUAGCUGCAGAAACAUCUAAGACUUUUCAGAAAAGAAAUGCUCUUCGUAAUACAAAAUCUACUUCCCAUCCUCCACGUGUGGACAAUUCUGAAGAUUUUCCCAAAAUGAAACAUCAAGUGCCUCCUAAACCUCAUCCUUGGAGACCAUAACAAGGGUUAAAACAAAUAAAUGGAAAUUGUCCCAACCUGAUUAUCUGAGACUGUUGAUAGCUUUUAUUUUAAAACUGCAGUAGCUUUGGAAAGACUGGCUAAAUUCUUACAUCUUUGCUUUCAGUACAUCACUGCUUAGAUACUACAUAACAUUGUAGUGAAAAUGAUGUGCUUAUGCUUAAAUUCUUGCAACAUAUAGCAACUUAGUUAAAAUUUUCAUUCAGGACUAGAUCCUGAUAAUUUUACACCUAUUGUCUUAAGAUAGUCCAUACAUAACACAGGUUUCCUUUGCUUCACAAAAGCACAAUCAAUUUACUCUUUUUACUUCUUUCAUUAGUUCUAAUUUACUUUCAUAAUGGGAACGAGCUUGGUUCAUACAUGUUAUGCCUUUGAACAUAGAAGAGAAUGCAAAUUGUGAUCAGUGCAUUGUGCUCUUACGGUACAUGCACAUCAAAUACAGCAUACUAGUAGUACUCCAGAGGCACGAAAAUGCUAAAGACCAUCAGAUUGCAUUAAUGGAAUUGUUUUAACAGAUUAUGGUCCUAUUAUUGAGGUACAUGAAAAUACUAUGGUAUUUUUAAAUAUUCUACACACAUACUUAGAAAACUUCCUUAAAAUUUUCAACACAAGAACAGAUUACAUUUUCAUCUUUCUUCCAGCGAACUUUUAGGCUUGGUAAAUUUUUAUUGUGUCAAGGUUGUUUGAUUGUUUUUUUUUUUUUCAUUAAUUUUAUUUUUGAAUGGUUUGUCACUACCAAAAGUACUACUGAUAAAGCUAUAGCUUUGGUUUGAUAUCUAAAAUCCAUAUCCUCCAGUAUUUGCCAUAUUUUAGUUGAGGUAAUUGCCCAAAUCUUGUUAUUUUCACAGGGCUAGCUUCAAUCCACUGAAUUGUUAGUAUAAUGCAUGCAUACCAAACUCCAAAAACCCUCCACUUGGAGGUCUCAAAGUUGAUUAGCACUGUUCUGUGUUGUUCCUGUACCAAGCUAUAUGUUCUCAGUCCAGUUGAGAUUUAUUUCAUUUCCCCCACAGGUGUUUAACCCAUGAUCAUUACCUGUAGGCAAAAGAUUGGGAGGGUGUUGCCUAGUGAAGCUGACUGAACCUUAGGGUAUCUCGGUAUCUCAGUUUUUUGUACACCUAUAUAUGAUCUUUCCAAAAUUCUGUAAGUGCAUGCCUAGCACCACACAGAAUUUAUUAUCUCUAGAUUUUGAGAGACCCUUACCCCUUAUUCUUAAAGG